Messenger RNA from Symphalangus syndactylus (siamang), 3776 nucleotides. RefSeq names its product zinc finger protein 443 (gene ZNF443). Gene Ontology annotation, biological process: regulation of DNA-templated transcription. Gene Ontology annotation, cellular component: nucleus. NCBI's taxonomy places the organism in Eukaryota, Metazoa, Chordata, Mammalia, Primates, Hylobatidae. The record is from RefSeq and is a predicted model, not a curated record.
GGGGAGGGGCUGGGAGGAACCGGCCGUGAUCGGCUGUGGCUGGACCCGGGCCUCCCCGCGGGCGACUCCGGGAUCUACGGACCCGGGUCCCUCUGUCGUAGGUUGGCCCUCGGCCGCAGGGUGGGCCUGGUCCUGCAGCCGGGACCCCGGGCGUCCUGACCCGUUCCUGCGCGGCGACUGCGGCCCCGGCGCCCUCUCUGGGCAGCUCCGCGCCCGCAGCCCCGCGUCUCCCCAGAUUGUGCGGCUGUAACAAACACAGGUUCGGGGCCCGAGUCACUGUUCCGAGACGCUGAGGGCUGCAGCAGAAACAGUUUAAUAGGAGGAGAGGGGAGGACACCCCAGAUCCGCCUCCCUGAGGGAUUUGGGGUCUGGACAGGGGCGGCUGGGUGUGGAGUCAUUGGUUGGUGGGGAAGUGAGGGGUGAAUCCUGGGACAGGAGGUGAAGAAACCGCAUUCUGCUGAGUGGGCUCCCUCGUGGCGACUUCAACCUGGUUGGCGCCAGCCUUUCCGCUGGGAUUCAGGAUCUGAGACAGAACUCCAGCGACUCUGAGCAGCUCUUAGAGAUCUUAUCCCCAGGCACAAUGGGGAAGCCGGCGGUCAGCGUCUGCUAUGACCUGACUCUCAGGGAGGCGGCCCCGUGAGGCAGCGCGGCUGAGGGCACCUGGUUAAUAUCUAACUGCAAUCUCGCCUCCAGCCUGGCUCGCAGUUCCUGUGAACCCGGUGAGGAGGCUGCACGGUGACGACGAGUCACCAGGCGGAAUCCAGACUCUUGUGUGGGGUUUGUGUGUGGGAGGAGCUGUGAUCUCCGUGGUCCUCAGUCCCUUCUUUCUUUCCAAAGGCGACUGUUUCCCCUCUGAGUCUUCCAAAGAUGUGGGCAGCAGGGUCUCAAAUCCAGCACUGUGUUGUCUCAUCCUAACUCCUCCUAGGGGUGGCAGCAAAUCUCUUGGUUUCCAGAGACUUCCGCAGGCCAACUUUCUGUCCUUAAUUCACAGCAACAGUAUGAACUCUUUGGCCCCCAGGCGAUAUUUCACUAGUUUGUCAUCUUGUUUUCAGCUAGCAAUGUAUGGCUUUUUCUCGAAAGAAUUGUUUUGGGUUCCUGAACACGGUGGGUCAUUCCUGUAAUUCCAGCACCUUGGGAGGCUAAGGCAGAGGUGUUACUUGAUCCCAGUAGUUCCAGACCAGCCUGGGCAACAUGGCAAGACCUUGUCUCUAGUAUAAAUUAUAAUAAUAAAAUUAGCUGGGCUUGGUAGCUGGCACCUGUAGUCGCAGCUACUGAGGCUGAGGUGGGAUGAUGGCUUGAGCCCAGGAGUUUGAAGUUGCAGUGAGCUAUGAUCGUGCCUCUGCAUCCCAGCCUGGGCAACAGAGGCCGACCCUGUCUGAAAAAAAAUGCACGUCCACAGCUGCCAAGUGUCUUGGAGGGUCCAGUGAAUAUCAUCCCCUGGGUCAUUCCUCCCAGGGGACAGCCUGAGAUGGAGGGUGGGGCCCCGAUGGAUCAGUCCUCAGUGGCUUUAGAGGACGUGGCUGUGAACUUCACCCGAGAAGAGUGGGCUUUGCUGGGUCCUUGUCAGAAGAAUCUCUACAAAGAUGUGAUGCAGGAAACCAUCAGGAACUUGGAUUGUGUAGGAAUGAAAUGGAAAGACCAGAACAUUGAAGAUCAAUACAGAUAUCCCAGGAAAAAUCUAAGAUGUCAUAUGUUAGAGAGAUUUGUUGAAAGUAAAGGUGGAAGUCAAUGUGGAGAAACAUCUAGCCAGAUUCAAGAUAGUAUUGUGACCAAGAACACUCUUCCUGGAGUAGGCCCAUGUGAAAGCAGUAUGAGUGGAGAAAUCAUCAUGGGUCAUUCAUCCCUUAAUUGUUACAUCAGAGUUGGUGCUGGGCACAAACCACAUGAGUAUCAUGAAUGUGGAGAGAAGCCAGAUACGCAUAAACAAUGUGGGAAAGCCUUCAGUUACCACAACUCAUUUCAAACACAUGAAAGGCUUCACACUGGAAAGAAACCAUAUGAUUGUAAAGAAUGUGGGAAGUCCUUCAGUUCUUUGGGAAACCUUCGAAGACACAUGGCGGUGCAGCGUGGAGAUGGACCUUAUAAAUGUAAGUUGUGUGGGAAAGCGUUUUUUUGGCCCAGUUUAUUACAGAUACAUGAAAGAACACAUACUGGGGAGAAACCGUAUGAAUGUAAGCAGUGUUCUAAAGCCUUUCGUUUUUACAGUUCCUAUCUAAGACAUGAAAGAACACAUACUGGGGAGAAACCGUAUGAAUGUAAGCAGUGUUCUAAAGCCUUCCCUGAUUACAGUUCUUGUCUAAGACAUGAAAGAACUCACACUGGAGAGAAACCCUAUACAUGUAAACAAUGUGGGAAAGCCUUCAGUGAUUCCGCUUCCGUUCGAAGACAUGAAACAACUCACACUGAAGAGAAACCCUAUGCAUGUCAGCAAUGUGGGAAAGCGUUUCAUCAUCUGGGAAGCUUUCAAAGACACAUGAUAAGGCACACUGGAAAUGGACCUCAUAAAUGUAAGAUAUGUGGGAAAGGUUUUGAUUGUCCUAGUUCACUGCAAAGUCAUGAAAGAACUCACACUGGAGAGAAACCCUAUGAAUGCAAGCAGUGUGGGAAAGCGUUAUCUCAUCGCUCAAGCUUUCGAAGUCAUAUGAUAAUGCACACUGGAGAUGGACCUCACAAAUGCAAGAUAUGUGGGAAAGCCUUCGUUUAUCCCAGUGUAUUUCAAAGACAUGAAAGGACUCACACUGCAGAGAAACCCUAUAAAUGUAAACAGUGUGACAAAGCCUACCGUAUUUCCAGUUCCCUUCGAAGGCAUGAAACAACUCAUACUGGAGAGAAACCCUAUAAAUGCAAACGUGGAAAAGCCUUUAUUGAUUUCUAUUCCUUUCAAAAUCACAAAACAAGUCACACUGGAGAGAAGCCAUAUGAGUGUCAGGAAUGUGGGAAAGCAUUCAGUCGUUUCAAAUACCUUUCUCGACAUAAAAGGACCCACACAGGAGAGAAACCUUAUGAGUGUAAAACAUGUAGGAAAGCCUUCGGUCAUUAUGAUAACUUAAAGGUACAUGAAAGAAUUCACUCUGGAGAGAAGCCCUAUGAAUGUAAGGAAUGUGGGAAAGCGUUCUCUUGGCUCACUUGUUUUCUACGACAUGAAAGAAUUCACAGGAGAGAGAAAUCCUAUGAAUGUCAACAAUGUGGUAAAGCCUUCACUCAUUCCCGUUUCCUUCAAGGACAUGAAAAAACUCAUACCGGAGAGAACCCGUAUGAAUGUAAGGAAUGUGGGAAAGCAUUUGCUUCUCUCAGUUCCUUGCAUAGACAUAAAAAGACUCACUAGCAUUCUCUCUAAAUGUAUGGAAUGUGGGAAAGCAUUUAUUAAUUUUAUUUCAUUUCAGAAACUUGUAAGAAACGUAUUGGAGAUAAACCCUGUGAAUGUAAGCACUUGGUAAAGCCUUAAGUAAUUUCAGUUUCUUUCCAGUACAGUCAUCUCUUGAUACAUGCUGGGUAUUGGUUCCAGCACUCUGUGAGCCAUGUCAAGUCCCUUUUAUAAAAUGACAUAUUUGUAUGUAACUUACCCACAUGCUCUUGUGUAGUCUCAGUUAUGUCUAGAUUACUUAAAAUACCUCGUACAUUGUAAAAGCUAUGCAAAUAGUUGUUCUAUUGUAUCAUUUAGGGAAUCAUCAUAAGGAAAAGAGUCUAUGUAUUUUCAGUAUAGAUGCAGUAAUUGUGAGCCUAUCAACAUAGUAUAUGUCAGCCAGAACAUUAAAGUUUUUUUGCUUCAGCUGUCA